This is a messenger RNA of Mus pahari (shrew mouse), 1715 nucleotides long. RefSeq names its product cytochrome P450 2D3. The coding region runs from base 55 to 1434 and encodes 459 amino acids. The transcript has 8 exons. The record is from RefSeq and is a predicted model, not a curated record. Gene Ontology annotation, molecular function: oxidoreductase activity, acting on paired donors, with incorporation or reduction of molecular oxygen, reduced flavin or flavoprotein as one donor, and incorporation of one atom of oxygen; heme binding; iron ion binding. Gene Ontology annotation, biological process: xenobiotic metabolic process; arachidonate metabolic process. Lineage: Eukaryota; Metazoa; Chordata; Mammalia; Rodentia; Muridae. Gene Ontology annotation, cellular component: cytoplasm; intracellular membrane-bounded organelle.
UUUAUUGAUUGUUGGUCAUUGGCCUCUGGGAAGCUUGGGCAGCAGGGGGCAUCCAUGGAGCUGCUGACUGGGACUGGCCUGUGGCCUGUGGCCAUAUUCACAGUCAUCUUCAUAUUACUGGUGGACCUGAUGCACCGGCGCCAGCGCUGGACUUCUCGCUACCCACCAGGCCCUGUGCCAUGGCCUGUGUUGGGUAACCUGCUGCAGGUAGACCUGGAUAACAUGCCAUACAGCUUGUACAAGCUUCAAAACCGCUAUGGUGACGUGUUCAGUCUUCAGAUGGCCUGGAAGCCCGUGGUCGUGAUCAGCGGACUGAAGGCUGUUCGGGAAGUGCUGGUGACCUGUGGAGAGGACACAGCUGACCGCCCUGAAAUGCCCAUCCUUCAACACCGAGGCUAUGGGCAAAAAGCUAAAGGUGUGGUCCUUGCACCUUACGGACCUGAAUGGCGAGAGCAGAGGCGAUUCUCUGUGUCGACCCUGCGCAACUUCGGACUGGGCAAGAAAUCGCUGGAGCAGUGGGUGACAGAGGAGGCUGGCCACCUCUGUAAUGCUUUCACCGCCCAGGCUGGCAGCAGGAAAGCCUACCAUAUUCUACGGCUGUUACAGGUUCUGAACACAUUCCCAAUUCUCCUGCACAUCCCAGGGUUGGCUGACAAAGUCUUCCCUGGGCAAAAGACAUUUUUCACCAUGGUGAAUAAGCUGGUGACUGAGCACAAGAGGACCUGGGACCCUGACCAGCCACCUCGUGACCUGACUGAUGCCUUUCUGGCUGAAAUGGAGAAAGCAAAGGGGAACCCUGAGAGUAGCUUCAAUGAAGCAAAUCUACAUCUGGUUGUCCUUGACCUGUUUGGUGCUGGGAUUGUGACGAGUUCAAUCACUCUGACCUGGGCCCUGCUGCUCAUGAUUCUGCAUCCAGAUGUGCAGUGCCGAGUACAACAGGAAAUCGACGAGGUCAUAGGGCAGGUGCGGCCACCAGAGAUGGCAGACUUGGCCCGCAUGCCCUACACCAAUGCUGUCAUUCAUGAGGUGCAACGCUUUGCAGACAUUGUCCCAAUGAACUUGCCACAUAAGACUUCUCGUGAUAUUGAAGUACAGGGUUUUCUUAUCCCUAAGGGGACGACCCUCAUCCCCAACCUGUCCUCCGUGCUGAAGGAUGAGACUGUCUGGGAGAAGCCCCUCCGCUUCCAUCCUGAACACUUCCUGGAUGCCCAGGGCCACUUUGUGAAACCUGAGGCCUUCAUGCCAUUCUCAGCAGGCCGAAGAGCAUGCCUGGGGGAGCCCCUGGCCCGCAUGGAGCUCUUCCUCUUCUUCACCUGCCUCCUGCAGCGCUUUAGCUUCUCAGUGCCCGCUGGACAGCCCCAGCCCAGUGACUAUGGCGUCUUUUCAUUUCUGGUUAGCCCCUCCCCCUACCAGCUCUGUGCAUUCACACGUUAGCAGGCAACACAUCCUAAUCCAGAAGCUAGCUUAAAGUCACAUGCACAAUAAACCAGUUUUGUGGCUGCCACUUCUUUUCUCAUUCAAAUCUCAUUCCUGUCUGUGCUCAGUCCUCAGAGAACAGUCCUCGACCACACUCUUGCCUGAACCUUCCUUAAUGGACAUCUUGAGUGUUAAGAGAAAGAGGUAACGGCCACACCAGUCCCAUUAGAAUCUGUGUGACAGAGCCGGGCGUGGUGGCGCACGCCUUUAAGCCCAGCACUCGGGAGGCAGAGGCAGGC